Messenger RNA from Saccharomyces mikatae IFO 1815, 2625 nucleotides. RefSeq names its product Gpb2p (gene GPB2). Gene Ontology annotation, cellular component: cell cortex of cell tip. Lineage: Eukaryota; Fungi; Ascomycota; Saccharomycetes; Saccharomycetales; Saccharomycetaceae. The record is from RefSeq and is a predicted model, not a curated record. The coding region runs from base 1 to 2625 and encodes 874 amino acids. Gene Ontology annotation, molecular function: protein binding. The transcript has a single exon.
AUGGAAAUUUCUAGUUCACCAUGGAACGAUGGUGGAUACAGCUCCUAUGAGAGUAGCAAAGCCGCUGUAUCACCAUUGUCAUCAGCAUUAGAACAUGAGGAACGGACAGAAAGCCGCCGGUCUUUGGGCGACCACUGUUUUCAUCCCUUACCUUAUGUGACAAACUACAUUUCUGUUUUUGCGCUAUUUGGUAAGGAGGUGUUUGGUGACAGGGGGAAUGUGAGCCUAAGAAAUGAAUAUCUGCUGAAAAAAUACUAUUCUUUGAAGAAGCCAUUCGUAUUACGACAUAAUAGUCAUGCGGUAAAGAAUCCAGACAUGCCGUCUCAGAGAAAUGACAUCUUGCAGACCAACUUCAUGGUGGACAAAUUUCUGAAUCGUACAGUGCGGUCAGUAAAUUUUAAUAAGUUCAAAAUAAUCUCCGAUAUACAGAGCAAAAAUACUCGAGGAGCAAAUACGGGCGCAAGUCUGGAUCAAGGCUCCGAGUCUUUUCAAAAUAUUUGUUUGCCAUCCAUACCAUCAACGAUGCCUUAUUUCCAAUAUUACAGGAAAUUAUUGACAGUAAAUACCAAAGAAUGGGAUAUUUUGAAAUUGCACAGUUUAUGGAUACCAAAUCUAAGAAAGAAUUUUAAGGACUUUUCACUGUAUGGUGAUAGAAACCCUUCAGAAAAGUCCACUGAUGAUAAUGGUGAAGACAUUAUUGUGAAGAGGGAUUUGUUUUUCGAGAGAGUCCCAGGUCGCCAGAUUUUUGAUGGUAGAGGUUAUGUCUCUGAAGGGUAUGAAAUUUCUUCUGGUAAUAUGGUUAUCCCGUCCCUAUUUUCGGAAGACAAGCUUCCUGCAUUAACAUACCAUUGUUCUGUCGAAUUAAAUGGGAACAUUUACCUAUUUGGGGGAUUAAUGCCGUGCUACAGCUACGAGGAGGAUGCACCAAUGUUAAACGAUUUUUUUGUAGACGGGAUAAAAAACUUACCUCCACCGCUGCUACCUCAAGUGAUCAAUAAUCCAUCAAUGGUAAAUAAUCCUCAUCUUUAUGUGGCUUCUGUAGCAUCGUGCCGUUUUUACAAACCUAAGAUGGGAGGUUAUAUACCACCCCCAUUACUAUGUGUUCAAGGGUCCAGAUUAACUGACCGACAUAUUUUCUUUUAUGGCGGGUUUGAAAUUAGGACAGAAACCCGUGGUGAUGAGAAUGGUAAGUAUCAUCUCAAGAAAAGAUUGUAUGUUAACAACACUGGCUAUAUUCUUGAUAUUGUAUCGUUUAAGUUUACCAAAAUAGACAUUAUAGUACAACCUUCUAAGUAUAAUGCAUAUCCGACAAUGUCAUCGAGGUUUGGUCACUUACAGAUUUCCAUUGAUAAUCCUAAUAGAAGAAAUAGCGUUCAUUCUGCAAGCACUAAUGAAAGUAAUAAAGUGGGAGGUGUUUCUGCAGGGCGAUUCGAACGACCUGCGGUACUUUCUUCGUCACCCCACAGUAAUUCCACUGCUUAUUGCGUGCACACAGUUAUCAUAUUUGGUGGCUACAGACAAACUGGUGAUGAUCGUUACGAAGCAAUGAAUGAUUUGUGGAAGAUUGAAAUACCUGUGACACGGCGUGGUAAGAAAGGUUAUUGUAAGUUUUCAGAGACAGCCAAUGCAAUACUCAUGACACCAAGGGAAAAGGACAAAUUAGAUUGGCCCGAAGAAAGAGCUUUUGCUGCGUUUUCAGUUCACGGAACGUCAUUAAUGGAUAGGAGUUCGCUUGAUAUGAGACUCCUGAACAAUUUAAAAAAGUAUUUCGUUAUAAAACCAUCAUAUAUAUCACAGGACCGUGCUGUUAGUCCUAAACCGGUUUUUCCCAUGAUGGUUCAUGGCACGCAUCAAGACCUUUUUAAUAAUGGCACUGCAGCAGAAGAAACCUCGACGGCUGGUGCCAGCGCCAGUGGUUCAAAUGCCGGUGAUCGCUUUGACCCCGAUAUCGAUCAUGAUUUUCAUAAUUUCAUGGUCAAACCAGGGAUAAAGUUGUCCGCUAUCCCCAUGACUGCAAUUGGUAAGCAGAGAUUAAUUUUGAGCCAAGAGAAGUGUAUCAGCAAAACAGUUGUAUUACAUGGAGGGUCCAACGGUCUCAAUGUACUUGAUGAUAUGUGGCUGAUGGACUUGGAAAGUGAGAAAUGGACACCAAUAGAGACAUUUGCGAGCUCAAACUCGAGCAAAAAUGAUGAUGAAAAAAUAGAUACUGUCAACGUAGGUCUCGUUGGCCACAAAAUGGAAAGCAUCGGACGAAUAUGCGUAUGUAUAGGCGGUAUGAUCCAAGAGGAUGUUGACGAAUUUUACUCGGAGGAUGCCGAUGAGCCUUCUCGAAAACGUAAUACCGACACAUUACCGUUGGGUUGUAAUUUUUUGAACACAAUUGAUUUGAGCACGCAAUGUUGGAAAGAACAUAAAAUUAUUCUAUCUAAAAAAGAAAAUGAUGAGAAUAAAAAUGAAGACACAAAUUCAAAUAUAUUAGUUGGUGUCGGUGGGACUUCUUUGCAAUGUGACAAGAGUAUUAUUUUAAUUGGCGGACUGGUGUCCAGAAGAACUAACCUAAAAGAAAUAUAUUUGCAUGGUACCAUAUUGAAAAGCAUUUUUCCUAGUGUAAACCCUAGUGCUUAA